AUGGCAAAGGCAGCGUCGAAAGAAAGAAAACGACAUGGAAGAAGAGGAACGGUGGGAGAUAGGAUCAGUAGUUUACCAGACUCUAUGCUUCAUAACAUUCUUUCUUUUCUUCCAACAGAUCAGGUUGUUGCCACAAGCCUCUUGUCCAAGAGAUGGAAAUCACUUUGGCUUAAAAUGAGCACUUUUGAUUUUGAAGAUGAAAGAUUCGCCAGUCUUGAUGAUUUCUUUCAGUUUGUAGACGCAGUCCUCUUCUUUGCAGAUUCGAAACCAAUAGAAAAGUUUCGUGCGAGAUUUAGCUUUUUGCAUAACAGAUCAAGGGUCAUUAAGAUUAAUAUUUGGAUUAACACGCUUAUAUAUCGCAGAGUUCAACAUCUUGAACUAUGCUCUUAUGUGUCCUCCAUUGAAGUCACCUCGAGAAUUUUCAACUCUGAUACCCUUAGGGUUUUGAAGCUGAAUAAAGUUAGAGUGAUGAAUUCUUUUCAUUCUGUUAACUUACCUUCACUUAAAGUCAUGCAUUUGGUGGAAGUUGAACUUCCAGAUUAUGAAAGUGUGGUAAAUCUUCUCUCUGGUUGUCCUCUUCUCGAAGAAUUGAUAUUAGAUCCGAGGAUAGAUAACGAAGACGAGGAUGAAGAGGAAGAAAAAGAUUUCACUGUGAAUAUUGAAAAGCUUGAACACUUGGUUUCAGCAGCUGUUCCUUCCUUUCUAAUUUCUUCAGAAGCUUUAACUAACGUGGCAUUUCUGCGUUUAAAUGGGGACGAGUCACCUGUACGUGAUAUGCCAGUAUAUGACAAUUUAACCCAUUUAGAAAUUUCACGUGUCAAUAAUGAACACUUGAACUGGAUAAUGGGAUGUCUGCGAAGCUGUCCCAAGCUUGAAAUUCUUGUGAUUUAUGAGAUUUAUGUUGAUCCUGAUGUGGAGGAAGAGUUGAUGGAACCAACACAGGAUGUUCCUCAAUGUCUUUCUUCACACCUAAGGGAAUUCACUCUUACAAAAUACAAAGGCUGGGAAUGUGAGUUUGAAGUUGCAAGAUAUAUUAUGGAGAAUGCAAGAGUUUUGAGGAGCAUUUCCAUUUUCUGCUGCAGUCAUAUGGAUGAAAAGGACAAAUACGAAUAUCUCGAGGAGCUGGCCUUUUGUCCUAGAGUCUCUGAGCAUUGCAGGCUCUCAUUUAAAUGA
Neltuma alba is the source of this 1173-nucleotide messenger RNA. RefSeq names its product F-box/FBD/LRR-repeat protein At4g26340-like. The transcript has 3 exons. The coding region runs from base 1 to 1173 and encodes 390 amino acids. NCBI's taxonomy places the organism in Eukaryota, Viridiplantae, Streptophyta, Magnoliopsida, Fabales, Fabaceae. Gene Ontology annotation, molecular function: protein binding. The record is from RefSeq and is a predicted model, not a curated record.